AUGGGUGGCGUUGGUGCUAUGGUGAAGGGAGCUUCAUAUUCAUAUGAUGUGUUUUGUGGUAGCUUUUUAAGGUCUCCGAGGUUAAGCUUUAGCAUUCAUAACAAGAAGGAGAAGUUGUUGAAGUUCAGGAGCUUCUCAUCAAAGAGCACAUAUUCCUCUCUCCAACCAUCAGAUGUGUCUCGUUUGGCAAAAACAGCUCAAAUUUCUCUCACCCUAGAUGAGGUUGAAGAAUUUGCUCCAAAGAUUCAACAGGUGAUUGACUGGUUUGGGCAGCUUCAAGAUGUUGGUCUCCAAAGCAUUGAGCCCUCUAUUAGAGCAAAGACCGAAAACAAUUUGUGCGACAAUAUUCCGGAAACAUUUGAGCACACACUACAAAAAAAGAGCCUAUGGUCACGGUAA
Molecule: messenger RNA, 399 nt
Organism: Arachis stenosperma
Lineage: Eukaryota; Viridiplantae; Streptophyta; Magnoliopsida; Fabales; Fabaceae
Product: glutamyl-tRNA(Gln) amidotransferase subunit C, chloroplastic/mitochondrial-like
Exons: 4
Coding region: 1-399 (132 amino acids)
Biological process (GO): regulation of translational fidelity; glutaminyl-tRNAGln biosynthesis via transamidation
Cellular component (GO): chloroplast
Molecular function (GO): glutaminyl-tRNA synthase (glutamine-hydrolyzing) activity
Source: RefSeq, a predicted model, not a curated record